AUGUAUGGCUAUUUUUUUUCCAAAUUGAGUUCAAUUGUCAAUUUUGUUGGUUCUUCUUCAAAGCGACAUUCUCAAUUGAAAUCAAUUCGAGGAAAUGAAAUCAUUGAUUUGAUAAAAUCUGGAGAACUUGGGACUGGUACCAGAGUCAAUCAAGCUAGUACUUUGCAACGACCCGCAUCUACUCAUUGGAGUUCACAUUACACUUCUAUUAUUCGAGUUAUUGAAUUAUUUGGUUCAAUUUGUACACUUUUAGAAGAUCUCAUAGGAGGGAAGUUGACCUUUGGUAUUCGUGCGGAGGCUAAAGGUUUGCUUAAAGUGAUGAUGACAUUUGAUUUUGUGUUUAUGUUAUUGUUGAUGCAUAGAGUUUUAGAAACAUCUGAUAUGUUGUGCCAAGCAUUGCAACGAAAAAAUCAAGACAUUUUGAAUGCAAUGAGUUUAGUCGCUACUACAAAAUUGCUUUUCCAGAAAAUGCGAGAUGAUGAAUGGGAUGAUUUUCUAUGGAGUGUGAAUAAUUUUUGUGAUACUCAUGAUAUUGUAGUGCCUGAUUUGACUGAUCGUUAUAUUGAAGGUACUAAGCGUUCUUGUCAGCAAAAAAAUCAGUUUACAGUGGAGGAAUUCUAUCAUUUUCAUGUAUUUAAUGUUGUUAUUGACAAACAGUUGAUGAAGUUGAAUACAAGAUUUACUGAGGAAUCAAUAGAGCUUCUUAUUCUAUGUGAAGCCUUGAAUCCAAGUGAUGGUUUCAAAUCAUUCUCUGAAAGUGCAAUUUAUUCCUUAAUUGAGAAAUUUUAUCCAAGUGAUUUUUCCAAAGAUGACAUGAAACAUUUGAAGACUCAAUUGGAUCAUUACAAGCUCGAUGUAUUUGAGGACCCGAGGUUUAAAGAUGUCGAUUCUCUUCCUAAAUUAUGUCAACUAUUGGUUGAAACAAAGAAGUCAAGGAUUUAUUUCGUUAUUGAUAAGUUGAUUCGUCUGGUCUUAACUCUUCCGGUUUCAACGGCUACAACAGAACGAGCAUUUUCAGGGAUGAAACUUCUCAAAACACCACUUUGCAACAAAAUGGAGCAAGAAUAUUUGAACAAUGCAAUGAUCUUGUAUAUUGAGAAAGAGAUAGCUUGUGAAAUUGAUAUAGAGUAUAUAAUUGAUAUGUUUGAUCUCUUGAAAAAUAGAAGGUUGCAACUAAAAUAG
This is a messenger RNA of Zingiber officinale, 1182 nucleotides long. RefSeq names its product zinc finger MYM-type protein 1-like. Bases 1 to 1182 code for a protein of 393 amino acids. The transcript has a single exon. Gene Ontology annotation, molecular function: protein dimerization activity. Lineage: Eukaryota; Viridiplantae; Streptophyta; Magnoliopsida; Zingiberales; Zingiberaceae. The record is from RefSeq and is a predicted model, not a curated record.